Drosophila guanche is the source of this 1347-nucleotide messenger RNA. RefSeq lists its product as uncharacterized. Gene Ontology annotation, biological process: apoptotic DNA fragmentation. Gene Ontology annotation, cellular component: nucleus; mitochondrial inner membrane. Bases 24 to 1313 code for a protein of 429 amino acids. The record is from RefSeq and is a predicted model, not a curated record. Gene Ontology annotation, molecular function: metal ion binding; single-stranded DNA endonuclease activity; nucleic acid binding. The transcript is spliced from 2 exons. Lineage: Eukaryota; Metazoa; Arthropoda; Insecta; Diptera; Drosophilidae.
CCACUCCGCAAUCUAAAACUAAAAUGAUGAGCGUCCGUUUCUCAUUGCUGCUGAUUGGUCUGGUGGUGGUGCAGACUGUUUGGGGCCGUGUGCCCUAUCCAGAGGUGGAGCUGCCGCCGAUCGUCCAGGAGGAUGAGAUCUACGAGCGCGCCGUUUAUGUGGCACCACAGCCACAAGGACGUGCAGCGGCCUGCAGUGUCACCAUUCGCGGUGGCAUGCCGAGUCCCGAGCCGGUCUAUCUGAAGACCGACUCUGAGGACUUUUAUCCCUUCAACGAUGUUGGCGCCAUGGAAUUCAAUGCCGGAGACUCCUUCCAGCUGUGGUGUCCUGCUGCAUUCAACACCCACUCCCAGACCCUAUUGACGGCCAAGUGCGUGAGUGGAUCCACCUUCAGUGUGGACGGCAAGAACUUUGAGUUCAAGGAUCUCUACUGCAAGUCCUGGCCGGGCUUCAAGGCCGUCAAAUCGGGCGCCACCUGCAACGGAGGCAUUGUCAUUCGUGUCGGUUUCGAGAUCACCUCCACUCGCUUUGCCGAACAAAUGCAGAUCUGUUUCAACGAGGAGGAGGAGGUGACCCGCUACACGCGCCACAAGCUGGAGCCCGGCAGCAACUACUACGAGACGGGCGUGGCCCGCAUCACCUUCCAGACGGCCGGCUUCUUCGAUGGCAAGAAUGUGGAGAAGCUGUACACGCAGGUUACCCAGCAGGAGACCAUCAACAAGGAUCUGGGCGGCGAUGCCGGCAAGUACUUCGACACCGGGAGCGUCUUCCUGGCGCGCGGCCAUCUGGGCGCCAAGGCGGACUUUGACUAUGCCCCCGAGCAGCGUGCCACAUUCCUGUUCAUCAAUGCCGCUCCCCAGUGGCAGUGCUUCAAUGCCGGCAACUGGGAGCGCGUCGAGGACGGAGUCCGUGCCUGGGUGUCCAAGAACAAGAUGGAGGUGAACUGCUACACCGGUGUCUGGGGUGUCACCACGCUGCCCAACACGGAGGGUGUGGAGACUCCACUCUAUCUCGCCCGCGAUGCCAACAACAAUGGCCUGAUUCCUGUGCCCAAGAUCUACUUCCGCGUGGUCAUCGAGCCAUCGACACACCGUGGCAUCGUCUUUAUCGGCGUGAACAAUCCCCAUCUGAGCUUGGAGCAGAUCAAGCGUGACUACAUCAUUUGCAAUGAUGUCAGCGACCAGGUGACCUACGUCAACUGGAAGAAGACUGACAUCAAGGCGGGCUAUUCGUACGCCUGCGAGGUGGCCGAUUUCCUGAAGACCGUCAAGCAUCUGCCCGCUCUGACAGCCAAGGGCGGACUCCUGGUCUAAGUUGAUGAUUGAAUAAAGCGCAAAAGAAACCAUU